ACCUUCUGGAGAAGUCUCGUGUGACCUUCCAGCUCAGGGCUGAGAGAGAUUACCACAUUUUCUACCAGAUUCUCUCCAACAAGAAGCCUGAACUCUUGGAGAUGCUGCUGAUCACAAAUAAUCCCUACGACUAUGCCUUCAUCUCUCAGGGGGAAACCCAAGUGGCCUCUAUUGAUGAUGCGGAGGAACUGAUGGCAACAGAUAAUGCUUUUGAUGUGUUGGGUUUCACUCAAGAGGAAAAGAACUCUGUUUAUAAACUGACUGGUGCCAUCAUGCAUUACGGCAACAUGAAAUUCAAGCAGAGGCAGAGAGAGGAGCAGGCCGACGCUGAUGGCACUGAGGAUGCUGACAAAUCAGCUUAUCUGAUGGGUCUGAACUCUGCCGACCUCAUCAAAGGUCUCUGUCACCCCAGAGUCAAAGUAGGAAAUGAGUGGGUCACCAAGGGACAAAAUGUCGCCCAGGUCAACUAUGCUGUUGGAGCUCUAUCCAAAGCUGUUUAUGAAAGGAUGUUCCUGUGGAUGGUAAUUAGAAUCAACCAGUCACUGGAGACCAAGCAGCCUCGCCAGUACUUCAUUGGUGUGCUGGACAUUGCUGGAUUUGAGAUCUUUGAUUACAACACGUUUGAGCAGCUGUGCAUCAACUUCACCAAUGAAAAACUGCAACAGUUUUUCAACCACCACAUGUUCGUGCUGGAGCAGGAAGAGUACAAGAAAGAGGGCAUUGAAUGGACUUUCAUUGAUUUUGGUAUGGACUUGCAGGCCUGUAUUGACCUCAUUGAGAAGCCCAUGGGUAUCAUGUCCAUCCUUGAAGAGGAGUGCAUGUUCCCUAAAGCUUCUGAUGCCACCUUUAAAGCUAAGCUCUAUGACAACCAUCUGGGGAAAUCUGCAAACUUCCAGAAGCCCAGAGUUGUCAAAGGAAAACCAGAGGCCCAUUUUGCCCUGAUGCACUACGCUGGAACUGUUGAUUAUAAUAUCAACAACUGGCUGGUGAAGAACAAAGAUCCUCUGAAUGAGACUGUCGUUGGAUUGUACCAGAAGUCCACUCUCAAGCUGCUCCCUGUCCUUUUUGCAAAUUAUGCUGGGAGUGAUUCAGUUACGGGUGAAGGUACUGAAGGUAAAAAAGAGAAGAAAAAGAAGGGAUCAUCAUUUCAGACUGUGUCUGCUCUUCAUAGGGAGAACCUGAACAAGCUGAUGACCAACUUGAGGUCUACUCACCCCCACUUUGUACGCUGCAUCAUCCCCAAUGAGACCAAGACUCCUGGGGCCAUGGAGAAUCCCCUGGUGAUGCACCA
Molecule: messenger RNA, 1291 nt
Organism: Paralichthys olivaceus (Japanese flounder)
Lineage: Eukaryota; Metazoa; Chordata; Actinopteri; Pleuronectiformes; Paralichthyidae
Source: RefSeq, a predicted model, not a curated record